ACUGGGGAGAGUGGAAAAAGCACGUUCAUUAAGCAGAUGCGUAUCAUUCAUGGCUCGGGCUACUCUGAAGAGGACAAAAAAGGCUUCACCAAGCUGGUGUACCAAAACAUCUUCACUGCCAUGCAGUCUAUGAUCAGGGCCAUGGAAACCCUGAAGAUUCUGUACAAAUACGAACAGAACAAGGCCAAUGCAGUGCUGAUCCGGGAAGUGGAUGUAGAAAAGGUCAUGACAUUUGAGCAGCCAUACGUAAGUGCGAUUAAAACAUUGUGGAACGACCCUGGAAUACAGGAGUGUUAUGACAGGAGAAGAGAAUAUCAGCUUUCCGACUCGGCUAAAUACUAUCUUAGCGACGUGGAUCGUAUCGCUACCCCAGGAUAUCUACCAACUCAGCAAGAUGUGCUACGGGUUAGAGUUCCUACAACCGGUAUCAUAGAGUACCCCUUUGACCUAGAGAAUAUUAUCUUCAGAAUGGUGGAUGUUGGAGGUCAGAGAUCAGAACGAAGGAAGUGGAUCCAUUGCUUUGAAAAUGUGACUUCCAUCAUGUUUUUAGUAGCACUUAGUGAAUAUGACCAAGUCCUGGUGGAAUCUGAUAACGAGAACCGGAUGGAAGAGAGUAAAGCUCUCUUUCGAACCAUUAUCACUUAUCCGUGGUUUCAAAACUCUUCUGUUAUCCUCUUUCUCAACAAGAAAGAUCUGUUGGAAGACAAGAUCCUAUAUUCCCACCUCGUUGACUAUUUCCCGGAGUUUGAUGGCCCGCAGAGGGAUGCGCAGGCAGCCCGUGAGUUCAUUCUCAAGAUGUUCGUGGAUUUAAAUCCAGACAGCGAUAAAAUCAUCUACUCUCACUUCACAUGUGCCACAGACACAGAAAACAUCCGUUUCGUCUUCGCGGCCGUCAAGGACACCAUCCUACAGCUCAACCUGAAGGAGUACAACCUGGUUUGACCUGCUCUGCUCUUGGCCCCUGGAGAGGCUUCAUUACGAAGAAAAGACAAAAAAAGAAAUUUUAAAUAUGACAGGAAAAAAAAAAGUUUUAAUUUUUGAUGAUGUAAUGAUUGCAAAUUGUCUGAUCUGUGGAGUGGCAAGUGCUCAGUGUUAUCCUGGAGUCUCAUGUCUCUGUCCACAGAGUAGUUGAUUUCAUGUUUUUAACAAAUUGCUUUUAUUUCACAGUUAAUGGGGAUACGCCUCAUUUCUUCAGCACCUUGCUUACUUCUUAAUUUUUGCCAAACAGCUAAGGCAGUCUCAUCUUGAGCUUUCCUUUGUUGCUUAGCCACUUUUUUCCCCUUUUCAUUCCCAUGGUAUAUAUAGAAAAAAACCACCUUUCCAGCCGAGAUUGUGAGUUCACUGGACUGUGGGAGUGCAGAAUGCUACUGGUCCCUUCGCCUUGUGCCAUAGGGUGCCUCUGGUGUAAUUUGCUGAUCCUGCUUGCUUCCGCGGCCCCUUCUUU
Mesitornis unicolor (brown roatelo) is the source of this 1444-nucleotide messenger RNA. RefSeq names its product guanine nucleotide binding protein (G protein), alpha 11 (Gq class) (gene GNA11). Gene Ontology annotation, cellular component: heterotrimeric G-protein complex. Lineage: Eukaryota; Metazoa; Chordata; Aves; Mesitornithiformes; Mesitornithidae. The record is from RefSeq and is a predicted model, not a curated record. Bases 37 to 942 code for a protein of 301 amino acids. Gene Ontology annotation, molecular function: G-protein beta/gamma-subunit complex binding; GTPase activity; guanyl nucleotide binding. Gene Ontology annotation, biological process: phospholipase C-activating dopamine receptor signaling pathway; action potential; adenylate cyclase-modulating G protein-coupled receptor signaling pathway. The transcript is spliced from 6 exons.